CGUGAUCUCCUCAAAGACUUAACCGUGCAUGGUAUUAUAUCUCUGACCGCCCACUCCAGCGUCAUUAUAUUGCAUCGUUUUCGCGGCCCCCCUUUUUUGCAGCCCCCGUCCCGUAAACGUGCAAGAAGUAGUCAGCAACCCUGCAAUGUGCAGAACGGGAGACUUUGCUGGAGCUGGGUCUCCCUGGUCACAAGGAGCUCGCCGCGCAGGUGCACGCUGUCGGUACUAGCUCAACGGAGCCCGUUCCGGCGGCAUUGGCCCUCGGGGAAAUGCAACGUGAGGGGGCGCCCGGCUGCAGUGCCGCUGUACCGUCGCUGCCGCCGCCUGUGCAGGCGGGUGCGUGGGCGCAUCCGCCGCCGCCGCCACGGGCCGCAGCCCGAGCGGCGGCGGCAAAGAUGCAGAUGCAGACGCAGGCAGGGUCGCGGCACACUGGCGGAAGCGAAGGCGGAGGCGCCGCCGCUGCCCCCAAGGACCCGCCAAACCCUGCCUCACAGGCUGCGGCGGCAGCCGUCGUCGUCGGCGACAACCGCCAGCCACCCGCCAAGCGCACCCGUGGCAGCAGCAGCAUGCUGCGCAGGGGCCCUGCCCCUGGCGGUCAGGUGGAUGCAAUUCGCGCUGCUGCUUCAGCUACGGACGGUGGUAAUCACGGCGGCGGUGCUGGCUUGCCAUCUGCUUCGCCUGCUGCGGACACGAAGGCGCCAGCUAAGCGCCAGAGUGCGCGCCUGAACAGCGCUGGCCUACAGGAAACGCAGCCGCAGGCGGAGCAGCAGCAGCAGCCGCGGCGGCAGCAGCAGGGGCAGCAGCGGCAGCAGCAGCAGGGGUCGCUCUGGCGGGCCGCACGGAGUGCGGAGCAGCAGCAGCAGCAAAAGCAGCAGGCGGAGGAGCAGCAGCUGCAGCGGCAGGUGGAGGAGGGACAGCAGGGGACGGCAACGGCCACGGGCGCACGCCGCCAGGCGCCGCCGCAGCGGGCUGGCCAGCAGCCGCUGAAGCGCCUGCGGGCGGCGGCGGCGGCGGCGGCAGCUGCACCUGCACCUGCGGGGGGUGGCGACAGAGCUGGCAGCGAGGCUGUGGGCGGCAAUGAAGGCAAUGAGGAGGGUGAUGCGUCGCACGGAAAGACAGAACGGGCAGAACCACCACGGCCAGGGGCAGGGGAAGCAGGGGCAGGGGAGUCCGCACAGGGCGCCGGUGCGGGCUGCAGGGGCGCAGAGACGGCAGCGGCAGCGGCAGCGGCAGCGCCACAAGCAGCCUCUGACGGGGCGGGACCUGGGUCAGGCAAUGGAAAACGGCGCCGAGGGGCGUCAACCGCAGACGAACGGCCGCCCACAGCACCACCCGCCACUCGCAGGCGGUCUGCGCCGACCGCGAGAAACGCCGCUGCCGCCCCGGCGGCCAGCCCCCCGCAGAGCCGGCCCGCCUCCCCGCCUCCUGGGGCCCCUUUAGCCCCUGCAGCAGUCGCACCCAGAACCGCAGCCAUCGCCACAGCCGCAGCCGCAGCCCCUGCAACCGCCCCUGCAACAGCCGCAACCACAGGUGCAGCCGCAGCUGCAGCUGCGGCAGCAGCCGUUUCGUAUGCGUGCGUCACGUGCGGCUCGCCGUACCUCCUGCGCAAGAACAAGCAGCACGGCUUCUUCACGCACCGCACCCGCGCCUACACUUGUGACACCUGCUGCCGCCGCAACGUCAGCUCCCACGGCUUCUACGGCCCCACCGGGACGCGGUCGCUAGAGGAGGCGGGCGGCCGGGAGUGUGCGAACUGCGGUAAGGGCGAUGGCAACAGCAGAUGGCGCACGCACCCCACCCGGCUGGGCUUGUACCUAUGCCGCACCUGCAGCGAACGCGGCCUCUGGAGGUCGGGUGAGGGGUCGGCCCCCGAGCCCACCGGUACCGGUGCCGCCGCCACUGCCAGUGGUGGUGCUGCCGCAGCGGCUGCCGCGGCCGUGGCAGCCGUGGCGCGUACAACGACGCCGGAAGAGGCAGGAGCUGCAGCGGCAGCAGUAGCCCAAGCGGGAGAACGAACCCGAGCGGGAGAAGGAGAAGCCACAGACUCGGCAGGAGCUGCAGCGGUGGCAGGAGCAGCGCCAGUGUCGGCUGAUGCCGCUGAGGCGCCGUCGGCUGAGGCCACUUCUGUGCAGGCGAGUGGGCAGCAGCAUGCAGAAAGAGUGGCGGCGGCGGCGGCACCGAGGCCGGGGCGCAGGCGUGGGCCUACGCGGGAGGCACGCCGGGCCGAGGCAGUAGCUGCAGCGGGUGAAGAUGCGGCACCGCAGGGGGUGGAGCCGCCGAUGGCGCUUGCAGUGAAGCCGGCAGCGGAUGUGCAGACUGGCGGCACAGCCCAAGCGCAAGUUGCCGGUGAUGCCGCCGGUGAUGCCGCCGGUGAUGCCAUCAGCCAGGCAGCAGCAGCAGCAGCAGAGGCGAUGGCAGUAGCUGCGAUGGCAGCUGAGGAGGCGGCGGCGGCCGCGGCGGUUCCUCACCGAGGGACGGCUGCGGUGUUGCUGGAGGCGGCGGCGCUGGCGGCGGCGGAGGUGCCAGCGGAUGUGGCGCAGGCUGCACCGGCCGAUGUCGCGUGUGACGUGCCAGUGGUGGCGGCGGCGGCAACUGCUCAACCGGUGGCGGCUCCAGGUCCGGCGGCGCAGCACGCGCGGGAGGAGCCGCUGCUGGGCAUGCAAGGACCGGGACAGCCGCCGCAGCCGCCGCAGCCGCAGCCGCCGCAGCCGCAGCCGCCGCAGCAGCCGCAGUGGGAGCCGCAGCCACAGCAGUGGGAGCCGCAGCCGCAGCCGCUGCAGCCGCAGCAGCCGCAGUGGGAGCCGCAGCCGCUGCCGCCCCAGCAGCCGCAGCAGCCGCAGCAGCCGCAGCCGCAGCCGCCGCAGCCGCAGCCGCCGCAGCAGCCGCAGUGGGAGCCGCAGCCACAGCAGUGGGAGCCGCAGCCGCAGCCGCUGCAGCCGCAGCAGCCGCAGUGGGAGCCGCAGCCGCUGCCGCCCCAGCAGCCGCAGCAGCCGCAGCAGCCGCAGCCGCUGCCGCAGCCGCAGCCGCCGCAGCAGCCGCAGUGGGAGCCGCAGCCACAGCAGUGGGAGCCGCAGCCGCAGCCGCUGCAGCCGCAGCAGCCGCAGUGGGAGCCGCAGCCGCUGCCGCCCCAGCAGCCGCAGCAGCCGCAGCAGCCGCAGCCGCUGCCGCAGCCGCUGCCGCCCCAGCAGCCGCAGUGGGAGCCGCAGCCACAGCAGCCGCAGCAGCCGCAGCCGCCGCAGCCGCUGCCGCAGCCGCAGCCGCCCCAGCAGCCGCAGUGGGAGCCGCAGCCACAGCAGCCGCAGCAGCCGCAGCAGCCGCAGCCGCUGCCGCAGCCGCUGCCGCCCCAGCAGCCGCAGUGGGAGCCGCAGCCACAGCGGCUGCCGCCCCAGCCGCAGUGGGAGCCGCAGCCGCUGCCGCCCCAGCCGCAGUGGGAGCCGCAGCCACAGCGGUCGCCGCAGCCGCAGCAGCCGCAGUGGGAGCCGCAGUGGGAGCCGCAGCCACAGCAGCCGCAGCAGCCGCAGCAGCCGCAGUGGGAGCCGCAGCCGCAGCCGCAGCAGCCGCAGUGGGAGCCGCAGCCACAGCAGCCGCAGCAGCCGCAGCAGCCGCAGUGGGAGCCGCAGCCGCUGCCGCCCCAGCAGCCGCGGUCGCCGCAGUGGGAGCCGCAGCCACAGCAGCCGCAGCCGCCCCAGCAGCCGCAGUGGGAGCCGCAGCCGCAGCCGCCCCAGCAGCCGCAGUGGGAGCCGCAGUGGGAGCCGCAGCCACAGCAGCCGCAGCAGCCGCAGCAGCCGCAGUGGGAGCCGCAGCAGGAGCCUGCUCCUGCGGAGCCGCACCCUCAGCAUCAGUCGCCACCAGACGGGGCCAACACGGCGGAGGCGGAGUGGGCGGCGGUGGAGGGGGCGGAGGCGGAGGGGGCGGAGGCUAAGGGGGCGGAGGCGGAGGCGGAGGCGGAGGCGGAGGCGGAGGCGGAGGCGGAGGCGGAGGCGGGGGUGGAGGCGGGGGCGGGGGCGGAGGCGGAGGCGGAGGUGGAGGCAGUGGCGGAGGUGGGGGUGGGGACGGGGGCGGAGGCGGAGGUGGAGGCAGAGGCAGUUUCAGUGGCAGUGGCAGACGCAAUGGCACCAGUGCCAAGGGGUGCAGCGCAAGCCACGGCGUGGCUGGCGAUGCCUUCGCCUCCGCCGCCACCGCCGGCGGUGUCGCCGGCCGCCUUGCGGCCGCCGCGCCAGCCCCGCACGCGGCGGCUGGCCGAGCUGGCGGAGGAGCAGGACCCCGCGGCGGCGGUGGCGGGUCCCAGCGGCCACUUGGAUGAGCCGGGUGGCGGCCGGGAGGCUGGCGGCCCGGCGCCGCCGCAAGCGAUGUCAGCCGGAAAUGCCGGCGAUGCAGCCGCAGUCGGCAAUGGCUGUGGCAGCGGUGGGGCCGGCGGCAGAGGCAGCGGCGCAGCGGAGGUGGUCGCCGGACGUGCGGUGCCGCCGACAGCGGCUUACGGCGGGCCUGGGCCUAUGGCUGCCGGCGCCGCAGCGGCCGACGUGUCUGCAGCGGCCGCGCCGACUGCCUUCAUGACGGCGGCGGAGUUGCCAUGUGGGGUCCCAUGUGGGGUCCUGGCUGCGGUGCCGGCGGCGGCGGCUGUGGCGCAGAGCUCAGUAGGCGGCCAGGGCCUGAGGGCGCAGGCGGGCGCCUGGGGGCAGCUGCGCCAGGACCACGAGGCGGCGCGACCGAUGCCGACCAUGAGCGCGGGGCAGGGUGCGGAGGCCAACGCGGGGGCGGGCGCGAAGCCGGGAGCGGGAGCAGGGGCGGGAGUGGAAGCAGCCCCGGACGCCGUCCAAGCUGGCGCAUUAGCGACGCCAGGCAACCAUGCUGCGGCGCUGGAGGUGCUGCCGCUGCUGCUCGAUUUCCUGCCGCUGCGGCUGCGCCAGCUGCACAUGCAGCGCCAGACACUGCUGGGGCUGCAGCCGCUGCUGGAGCAGGCCGACAGGUCGGACAUGCAGCAGCAGCAGCAGCAGCAGCAGCAGCAGCAGCAGCAGCAGCAGCUGCAGCAGCAGCAGCGGCAGCAGCAGCAGGAGCUGCAGCAGCAGGAGCUGCAGCAGCAGGAGCUGCAGCCGCAGCGCGGGAGGCUGGGCCGGCGGCCGCUGAAGAUGGUUGAGCUGGACUUCCGCUGGUGUGCUGUGUGUGGGGCCAAGUGCGGCGGCGCUGCGGGUGGCGGCGGCGGUGGCGGCGGCGGCGCAGGAGCCGGCGGCGGUGGCGGUGGCGGUGGUGGCGGCGGAGGCAACGCGGCGGAUGCCUGGGUCGCAUGGUUCGAGUGCGGCGACCCCUCCCGCAUCGUGUGCGCGCCGUGCCACGAGCGGAAGGCGGCGUCAGAGGGCGUGGCAGCGGCGGGCGGCAAGCGGCGCAAGGGCGCACGUGUGCCGACAACGGCAGCUGCCGGGGCGCCCGCCGCGUCGUCACAGCGGAUGCCACCAGCAGCAGCAGCAGCAGCCGCAGCGGCAGCCGCUGCAACAGCGCCAGCGCCGGCGCCGCCCGCAGGCACGCGCGCCGGCACGCCUGGAGCCGGCACGCCAGGGGCCGGCAUGCCUGGAGCCUGCAUGCCGCUCAGGCCGAGCAGUGCUGCGGGCGAGGGCGGCGCCGCGGGCAGGCACGCGUCAGGCGCCGCGGCCGGCCAGGCACAGCCGGUUGAGGCAUCUGCAGGCGCGGAGCGCGCGUGUGCCAACCACCCGGACGGCCCGACUCCGUCUGCCGCGACCAGUGCCCCGGCCUCCGGCCGGCCGCACCUCAGCCUCUCGCGCAGGCUGCAUCUGGCGAGUGCGGGCGCGCGUGCGGCCGCGGCCGCAGGGAUAGCAGCAUCGCUCGCCGCAGCCUCGAAGCAGCGGGACACAGCCGUGCCUGGGCCCUCUGUCAAAGCGAUGGCCGCCUUCAUGGCAGCGGCCCAGCGCGCCGGCACUCCACCCCAGCGGCAGCCACAGGCGCAGCCACAGGCGCAGCAGCAGGCGCAGCAGCACCGCGCCUCGGACGGCGGGGCCCGGGAUGCGGCGCCGUGCCUGCUGUCCGGCGAGCCCCAGCCCCAGCGCCAGCAGCCGCAGCGCCAGCCCCAGCCCCAGCGCCAGCCGCAGCGCCAGCCCCAUCCCAACCCGCCCAACCCGCCACGGCUGAUGCAGGACCUGGCGCCUCUGUCCACCCAGGCCGCCACACUCACGUCCGCAGGCACGCUGGCCGCGCCGGCUCAGGCCGCGGGUGUGCUGCCAGCCUACGCUGGAGCUGCGGCCGCUGCUUAUGGCCUGGGCGCCGGCGCCGCCACUGCUGCAAGUUUGGCGACGGCGGCGGUGGCGGCGCCGGCUUCUGUCCGUACCGCGGGCGCUGCUGCGUUGCUCAUGCCGGCGCAACGUCACAUGCUCUUGAUGCGGCAACACCAGCAGCAACAGCAGCAACAGCAGCAGCAACAGCAGCAACAGCAGCAACAGCAGCAACAGCAACAGCCCCACAUGCAGGCGCCAAACCAGCAGCAGGUGGAGGCGCAGCUGCAAGACGCGCAGCUGCAGCAGCUGGCACAGGGCACCUUGGCGAGCAUGCAGCAACUGCGGCUACAGCACCACCAGAACAUGCAACGUCGGCAGCAGCAACAACAGCAGCAGCAGCAACAGCAACAGCAACAGCAACAGCAACAGCAACAGCAACAACAGCAACAGCAGCAGCAGCAACAGCAACAACAGCAGCAACAGCAGCAACAACGGCAACAGCAGCAGCUGCAGCAGCAGCAACAGCAGCAGCUGCAGCAACAGCAGCAACGACAGCACCAGCCGCUGCAGCUGGUGCAGUACCAGACACCUGGAAGCUUCAGCCCUCCAGGCAAGCUGCUAGCCAACUCCACGUUGGCCUGUGCACACGCCUCCUCACACGCCUCCUCACACGCCUCCGAAGCGCGUGAUGCAGUGGUAUCCCUGACAGCAGCAGCACUACCACAGGCACCACCGCUGCCACCACCACGAUCAGCACCAACACCAUUGCAGCCACCACCAACACCAACACCAACAACACCACCAGAGGCCAUCUCUCCAAGGGCGGCUGCGGCCGCAGCGGCCGCAGCCGUAGCCGCAGUGGCGGAGGUGGCGGCAACGGGGACGGCCGCCGCCGCAGCAGAAGCCGCAACGGCCGCAGCGGCGGCUGCAAAGGUGGCGGCUGCGGCCGCCGCGGCAGCAGCUGCCGCGGCGCCAGCAUACCGAGGCCACACCGCAGCUGGGAGCCUGCAACAACCCUUGGUUGCAUCCGUGGCCAUGCCCGGUGUUAUCUACCACAGAAGGAGCGGCCCCGGUGCUGUGACCGGCGGCAGUAGUGGGCCUGUCAGCGCCGGUGGGCCUGUCAGCGGCGGUGGUGCCGGCGGUGCCGGCGGCGGUGGUGCCGGUGGCGGUGGUGCCAGCGGCGGUGGUGAAGGCGGCGACGGUGGGCCCGGCGCUAUGCACGUGGUGGACAAUGUGCCGGAGGAGGUGCGGCAGCGGCACCAGCACUUCCUGCAGCAGCAGCAGCAGCAGCAGGCGGAGCUCCAGCGGCAGCAGCAGCAGCAGCAGCAGCCGCACGUGCUGGAGCCCAGAUGGCAGCCGCGGCUGCUUCUGCAGGUGCUGCAGCCGGAGGAGCAGCAGCAGCAGCGGUUGCAACCUGAGCCGCCGGAGCAGCAGCGGCUGGCUCAGGCGUAUGCCCGGCUCGAGGCGGCUCUGUCGUCGCCACCAGGCGGGCAGGGGCAGGAGAAGGGGAACGGCCAAGGGCACGGCCAGGAGCAGGGCCGUGGACUGGGGCAGCCGACAAUGCCGGCACAGACGCUCAUGCCGCCACUGAUGACAUCCCAGCGCGGCGCGGGCAGUGCUGCGGCGGGCGGCGGCGGCUUCGCUCCACACACAGCCGCGGGCAGCUCGGGCGCCACGGGCAGCGUAACGCUGGGAGGCGGUGCCAGUGACAGUGCGAUGCUGGAGUGGGUGCUGCUGGGCGAGAGCCGCCCGCCCCCACAGCCGCCCGCACAGCCACCCGCACAGCCGCCCCCACAGCCGCCCCCGUCUGCACCUGCACCUGCAGCGGUGCCGGCGCCGGCGCCUGCCGCGCUGGCUCCGCUCGCUCCGCUGGGCUCGGGGCUGCACCGCAUUGGGGCGCCAACACGGGGCCCUGCAGCCACCGCCGCAGCUCUGGUGGGCACGGGCACGGGCACGGGCACGGGCACGGGCACGGGCAUUUUUGCGCCCACAGCCGCGACCGCGGCGGGCUACGUGGCUCAUGGUGGCGCCGCUGGCAGCGUGGCAGCAGCUACGCAAGCAGCAGCCCCAGCAGCUGCAGCUGUGGCGUCGUCGUCAGCAGCGGGUGGUGCAGCCCCGAUGCGGGUCCGGGCACCCACAGUCCCUCACGCCAGCGCGCCGCCGCCGCAGCAUACGCAGCUUCAGCAGCACCAGCAGCACCAGCAGCACCAGCAGCAGCCGAAAGAACCGCAGCGCCGCGCAAGCACCGGCGCCAUGCCCGCUGCCUGGGCCUACCCCACGCUGGCGCCGCCACCGGCGCUGUGGGGUGGGGACGGCGGCCACGACCUGCAGCCCCCCACGACGCAGGCCGCCGGGCACAGGGUGCCCAGCCACGCGCGCACAAGCAGCCCACCUCGUGCACAGCCACAGCCACAGCCACAGCCACAGCCACAGCCACAGCCACAGCCACAGCCACAGCCACAGCCACAGGCGCAGGCGCAGCCACAGCCAACGCAACAGCAGACGCUGCAACAGCCAACGCAACAGACAUUGCAGCAGCCGCAGUCGGAGCCGCAGAUACCGCAGCUGCAGCAGCAGCAGCUGCUGCAGUUACAGGUGCGGUCACAGCAACCGCCGCAUGCGGCUGCAGCGUGGGGGCUCAGCGGCGCGGCGCCCCAGGCAACUGCUGGUGUGCCCGCGGCGGCGUCGCCCGCUGCUGCUGUGCGCCCGGCUGACACCACUGUGCGCCCGGCUGACACCACUGUACGCCCGGCUGACACCACUGUACGCCCGGCUGACACCACUGUACGCCCGGCUGACACCACUGUGCGCCCGCACGCCGAGCCCUGGACCGCGACAGGUGCCGCGCCGCAGCAACAGCCGCAGCAGCAACAGCCGCAACAGCAACAGCAGCAACAGCCGCUACAACAGCAUGCAACGCAGGAGCAGCGGCAGGACAGCCAUCCGGCCGCACAUGCGGGGCGGCACGCAUCGCAGGCGCCGCAGCCGACACGACCCGGGCCGCUGUCCCCGCCUACACGGGUGCUGCUGCCGCCGGAACCCCAUUCCGAGGCGGGCGGGGCGCAGGCGCCCGGCGCCGCCACGCAUUGCGCCGCGUGCGGCUGUAGCCUGGCCAACAAAAAGGUGUACAGGCACAAGUCAACGCCGGGGCUGAAGACCUGCAAGAGCUGCUACUGCCGCUGGUGCCGGACGCACUCCUACAAUGAUGCCGGCAAGACGCGCGCCGCUGCUACUGCCGCCGCAGGUGCAGGCGCAAGCGCAGCAGCAGCAGCAGCACCUGCUACUGCCACCACCGCCACACCGGCGGCGGGGGCGAGCUCGCUGCAGCCGGGCAGGCGCGUCGCGGCCACGCGCCGCAGGGCUGCAGCCGCGGUGUUACGGGAGGACACGGGCGGGGGAAGCGACGCAUCGGCCGGCUUGAAAUCGGAGGAUGGUGAGCAGGAGGUCGCAGAGGUGGAGGCGGAGGUGGAGGCUGGGAGGGGGACGAAGCAUGCGGCGGGGCCCGAGGCCGCCGCCGGGCACGGGGCAUGGAGGCUGAUGCCGCCGGUCAAGCGGCCCGCGGCAGUAGCCAACGACGAGCCCUGUGCGAGGGGCACUGGCUCCCCCUUGCCUGACUCGCAGUCGCCUCCAGCCCGCGAGCGCGUGUUGCAGCAGACGGCGCUGGUGGUGGCGGCGGCGCAGGGGCAGGGGGAGACACUGCAGGGCGGGCCCUCCCCAGAUGCUGCGGAGCAGCGGAUGGAGGAGGAGCGGGAGAAAAUGGAGGGAGGGGACGAAGAGUUCGGCCAGCGGGAGGCCGCGGUGCGCGCACCGCAGCACCCGCGGCCGCAGCAGUCGCGGCUGCAGCCUCAGUCGCAUUCGCUGCAGGACCCCGCGGAGGGGCAGCUGGCGGGCGUUGCAUCCUCCGGAGAGGAGUCUGCGGCCGAGCAGCGGGCGGCUAAGCGGGCGGGUGGGCGGGCGGGUGGGCGGGCGAGGGAGCACGCCGCGGCGGUGCUGCUAGCGGAAAGCGGCGGUCAUGGGCAAGUGGAGGAGGAAGCGGAAGAGGAAGAGGAAGAGCAGGAGGGGGAGGGGGAGGAGGAGAUGGAGGAGGAGGUGCGUGACAAGGACCUGGAGCGGCGGGGGCUGGAGCUGGGGCAGUGGCCGGACGUGGGCGGCGGCGGGCUGGAGCCCCAGUCUGCGGGCCGCCUGGCGCGGUGGCUGCGACAGUACUGCGGGGCGCUGGAGGCAACCGUGGAGGCGCUGGACACGCACCAGCAGGCGCAGCGGCAGCACCAGGCGCAGCAGCAGCAGCAGCAGGCGCAGCAGCACCAGCACGCGCUGCGGACGUGCGGGCGCGGCGGUCUGCCGGGCCCUGCCACGGCCGCUGGCGACGACGUCGUGGGCUACAGCUGCGCCGGAGGGCUCGGCACAGCUGCCGCACACCCGCGCAGCUCGGACUUGGCUGUGGCCACGAACCCCAACGGCCGCGGCCUCGCCCCACACCGCGGCCACGCGCCAGACCUGGACAUGCAGCGCCGCUUGGCCGACGGCAUAAACCGCUGGAUGGAGGCGCACGUGUGGGGCCGGCCGCUGGCGCUGAUGCUGGGGCAGGAAGCGGAGGCGCUGGGCCUGGACCUGGAGCAGCCGCCGCUGGGGCUGGCGCCGGAGGAGCAGACGGGCUGGCAGUGCAGCCGGGCACGAGUGUGCGCCGCGUAUGCGCGCGUUGCGGAUGCGGCCAUGAACGUAGCCCAGCCGCAGCAGCAGGAAGGGAAGGAGCAGGAGGCAAAGUCGGGGCACCAGCAGCAGCAGCAGCGGCAGCAGAAGGAGAUGGAGGAGGCAGAGGAAUACCAGCAGCAGCGGCCGGAGGAGGCGCGGUCUCCGCCGUCAGCUGCAGCGGUAGCCUCUUUCCGUGGGGUCACCUACAUGCUCGCCCACCAGCUGGCGGCAGAGCUGGCGUGGGUGGGUCCUCACGCUCCCACCACCACCAGCAUCACCACCACUAGCAGCGUGGGCGCGAUUGGCGCCAGCGGCGUUGACGGCAGAGGCGUUGGCGAGGGCGGUGCGCCGCUGCAACCGGAGUGGAGGCACCAGGGGCCGCGCCCCGCGCCCGAGCAGCCGCCGCUUGGCCUGACGGCCCCGCCACUGGCGGCCCCGGCGCCUGCGCACCCGGAGGGGCGGCAGCAGCAGGUCGCCGUGCCCGCGGCCGUGGCGGCGGCUGGCGGCACCGUGGCGCCGCAUGGCGCCGCAGGGGGAGAAGAAGGGCGCGAGGCAGUGGCGGCGCGGGAGCGGGCGGCGGACCGACUGCGGCCGCUGCUGCUGCGGGCCGUGUGCGAGGGGCUGCGACUGGCCCUCAGGGUCGGCUCCCAGCUGACGACGCGGCGGCAGCAGCCGCAGCAGCAGACGCAGGCGCAGGAGCAGGCGCAGGAGCAGCCAGCCGCGGUGCCGGGGUCGGGAGCUGGCGGCAUGGUGGGUGCCGGCGGCGUCCCUGCCAGCGCCGGGCGGCUCCUGUUGCGGCUGUCGGCUGUCGGUGGUGCUGGUGCUGGUGCUGGUGCUGGUGCUGGUGCUGGUGCUGGUGCUGGUGCUGGUGCUGGUGGUGGUGGGCGGGCCCCCGCGGGCGCCGCGGCCCCCGCGCCCGGCGGUGCAGCCUCAUCCACAGCGCUGGUGCUGGUUGGCGCGCCGCGGCCUGCGGCGGAGGCGGCCGCUGGGCCGCCGUGGCAGUCACAGCAGCGGGAGUCAGCCGCCCUGUGCCUGGCUCCCGGCGUCUACCUACCUGCCCCGGCGUCAGCUCCUGCUGCGGGCGGCUCUGGGGCCAUGGUCGCGGCGGCUGAUGCCGGUACCGGCGAGCCGGGCUACCUGCGGGUGAUUGCGCCCCUAGUUGUGACUAGAGCACAUCACUGAAGAAGUUGACACCGUAGAGCAGCGGGGGCGCGCGAUUGCAGCUGAUUGGGGCUGGUGUGUGGUGUUUCCUUUUCAGCGCAGCGCUCUAAGAGCUAUGGGGAUGGAGGUGUGGACGGUGAUUCCUGUCAUAGUAGAAGUAAUUCAUGCUGCUUGUGGGUCGCACGUGAUUGACGCAUGGCGCUAGCGCAGCUGUGGCUUUCAGGCUGUGGGCUAACGCGACACGCUGUCCGGUAGAUGCAUUCUCCGUUAGGUUCUAUAAGCGCCAGCAUAAACUCAGAAAUGCUGGGCGAUACGGUGCGCUAGUAUUGCCUGUUUGUGUGGAUGUCCAGAGGGCGUGUUGCAAAGGCAGUGUUCAUGGCGUGAGCGCUGGGGACAACCCUGAUGAGCACUGCGCACGGUAUUCAAAGAAAUGCGGAGAAAGCGAGGGGUUAGGGGUAAGUCUGGGGAGGAAUGUGUGGAGGUUGUGCACUUAAUCAUAGUUGGGGUUAUUCCUUACAAUUCUUUUUAGCCCACGAUACCAGUGUGGACCAGUGCGAACCAAUGCCCCGGGACCGACGAUGGCAUGGGCUUGCAGGAGCGAGCAGGGGCGGCUCCCCCAGUUCUGUGGAAUGACUGGGACCCCCGCGCGCGUGAGAUGGGGCUGGUGGGGAGCGCAAGGGACAGGUGCAAGGCAACUCUUGGCAACAGGAUUGACCGUGUGCUUUGAAGGCUGUAUUCAGGGAUGGUUUCAUGAGUGGGCGGGGGCAGGGUAUCGCCAGGACAGACGACGAGACGCGAUCAUACAAGUCCGGGCCCUGCGAGCAUGUUGUAGACAGCUGGCCGCGACUUCGCAAGCGAGAUCUGGCUGCGUUUCGCAGGUUUCCAGCGGUACAAGAGUGGACGCAUGUCGGUACGCCGGUAAAGUGCGGCCAGCCCGGGACCACCACCUCAUUGCAUGCAGUUAACCAACAUAAAGCUAAACCACUAGCAUGGUUUGGCGCCAGGAAAGUGUCACGGAGGCGAAGGGGCAGUGGUGAUGAUGCUUCCCGCGCAUGUGACG
Messenger RNA from Chlamydomonas reinhardtii, 13134 nucleotides. RefSeq lists its product as uncharacterized. The record is from RefSeq and is a predicted model, not a curated record. NCBI's taxonomy places the organism in Eukaryota, Viridiplantae, Chlorophyta, Chlorophyceae, Chlamydomonadales, Chlamydomonadaceae. Bases 270 to 12095 code for a protein of 3941 amino acids. The transcript has 4 exons.